CGGCCGCGUCACUUCUGGGAGGGCAGCCAUAACUGUUGGCGGUUUUUCGUUAUUGUCGAUCAGCUGACUCGAACUUUGCUUUUCUGUUUCUGUCUCGUCAGGUAACCGCGCGUUUCCCACGGCCUCAUGGGAGGAAGAAACUGCUGCAUUAAAAACUGCCGCCGCAGGUCUCACGACUACCGCGGGAGGAAGAUCCCAAACGGCCUGACCUUCCACUGCUUCCCCGCCUGGAGGAGGAACGAGGGCACUCAGACGUCCGAGCUGACGCGGCGGAGGAGGGCGGCCUGGGUCGCUGCCGUCGGCCGGAGCCACAUCACAUUUAAGCACAUUCCCUCCUCCAUGAGAGUGUGUUCCAGACACUUCCACUCCGGUAAACCAGCGUAUGAGAUGCUGGAGUCGGAUCCAGACUGGGUCCCGUCACUACACCUGGGUCACAGCGAAGGAAAGGGUAGACGGGCCGAGCGUCUCCCGACGUCCGUGCGGUCAAAGACAGACGAGAAACACAGGCGGACGACAGAGACGAGACCUCCAGAGGCAGUGAGGGGGACACAGAGGGAAUCAGAGGCAGCAGGAGGUCCUGGGAGACCCGCCGUCCUUCCCUGGAGCCAGGUGAAGUCUCUGCUGCUGUCAGUUCUGCAGAGUGAAACCAGCAUUGAGAUGCAUGUCCCGCCUGCUGCUGUGAGGAGGACGGACCUCAGCUUCAGAGACUCCUUCAGAGACGCUCUCCAGGCCUCUCUGGAAGCCACCAGCAGGUCCAGAGCCCAGUCACAGAGACCCUCUUCAGUCUCUGGGGAGUAUGAAGUGGAGCUAGACUUUAAAGUUCCACACCUGAAGGACCAGAAUCAGACCUGUGAGGAGUCCUCCUCAUCCCCCUCCUCCUGUCUGAACUGUGUCAGACUGCAGAGGAGGAUCAAGGAGCUGGAGGAGAAGUUGUGCUGUCUCACAGGACAACAGGAGGACACGCAGACCACACCUGUCUCCAACAGUGCUCCCGUCCUACCAGACCAGGUCCUGCAGAGUCUUGAACCAGUCCCCACAGUAGAGGAGCAGACUAAAUGGAUGGAGCCUCUCUCUCCUCCUCAGGCGAGUCUCCAUGACAGUGACCAGGAAGCAGACUUGGUUGGGGACUCACUUCCCAGCACCCCCAUGGUGUCUCAGAACGACUCGUCCAAGCGUAAGCCUCGUCCGCCUCCUCGCUUCAAUAAGGGCUGGCUCAGCAUGUUCUGGUUCCUUCGUUAUUCUCCAGCCCUCGAUCAGAUGUGGUGCCACGUCUGUCGCCUGCACGCAGACAGCAAACACCAGAACCUGAGUUUAAUCAGAGGCUCCAGGACGUUUAAGAUCCACAGCAUCAAGAAACACAGAGACAGCCUCUGCCACAAAGACAGCCUGGAGCAGUACAUUUUACACACGUGACCUGCAGCUGUGAGGCCUCACAUCCACAGUUACUGUUCCAGUAAAGGAUGAACACUGCACAGGGUUUAGUGUUCUGAGCCCUGAUCAGGUCCCACACCUGAUCGCAGACCUGAAACACGUGAUAUGAUCCAGACAACCAGAAGAAGAGGAAGAAGAAGAAAACUUUGUGUCGUGUCUAACUUUCUCUGAUACGUCAUUUGAAACUUUGAGAGAUCUGAUCACACAGCUGCUGGAUGGAGCUAAACCCACCUGAAGACUCCGUCAGCGUGGGCACAUCCAUCACAGAUCCUGGUCUGAGAGAGACAGCUGUGGUCAGAUAUCAACACUUCAACAACACAUCUGUUUCAUUCACAGCCUUCGUACGGACGCAGACCAUCGCUGUGUUCUCUCUCAUCACCAGCAGGUGUCUCUGACCGACAUUGAAUCACUGACUGAGAGCUGUUUAUGAGGUCCGCCCGGGUCCACCCGGAUCAGACUGAUCCUCAGUCCUGUCAUGGUUUCACAGAGGAGCUAAGUGUUUCUAAUAUUUUGUCCACCCCAUUUAUAUCAGUGGGAGAUUAAACAUCAGUUGGGAUUAAUUAUUGUGUGAUGGUAUUAUUAAUGAUGAAAGUAUCUGUGUAACUGUGUCUUAGUUUUAGUUCCCAUUCACUCAAUUUUCAGACGAUUUCAUUCAAAGCUACAACAAGUGAGAGACGACACUAAAUGUGUCGGAGAGAUCAGGUGCAGAGGUAAACAGGAAGUGUGAGGUGUGAGCAUUUAUUAGGGUUCUAACCCUGAACCAGUAGAACCCUCCUGUGUUUGUGCUGCAGCUCAAACUGAGCUGGAAUGAGCCAGAAAUGUGAAACAGUUUUAAUAUCUAAACAACUAAAGUG
Toxotes jaculatrix (banded archerfish) is the source of this 2285-nucleotide messenger RNA. RefSeq lists its product as uncharacterized. Bases 127 to 1413 code for a protein of 428 amino acids. The record is from RefSeq and is a predicted model, not a curated record. The transcript has 5 exons. NCBI's taxonomy places the organism in Eukaryota, Metazoa, Chordata, Actinopteri, Toxotidae.